This is a messenger RNA of Parnassius apollo (apollo), 222 nucleotides long. The record is from the annotation of a GenBank genome assembly. NCBI's taxonomy places the organism in Eukaryota, Metazoa, Arthropoda, Insecta, Lepidoptera, Papilionidae.
AUGCAAUUGAAAACAAAAAGUGUCGACGAUGAGGAUCGUCCAGAAUCUCCAAGCGGCAGUCUGCUGUUAACAAAUAGUAAAAAGGUGCCUCCUGUAAGAAAUGGUCUUCGGAGAACGUCCGGAGAAAUUUCCACGAUACACGAAGGCCAUAUCCAAUCUUAUCAGAACAAUGUCAGCAAAGCCACAUUAGACCUAUUCAAUGCUAGCAAUAAUAACACUUAA